Messenger RNA from Parnassius apollo (apollo), 717 nucleotides. The record is from the annotation of a GenBank genome assembly. NCBI's taxonomy places the organism in Eukaryota, Metazoa, Arthropoda, Insecta, Lepidoptera, Papilionidae.
AUGUGUGACACCUGUUCAAGUUACAAUUCGGGUAAUUUAAAUGAAUCAGAUUACCAAAUACAUAUAAUUAAGAAAAACAGAGCUAGACAAGAAAAAGAAGAGGACAAGAAAAAAGCAGCUGCUGGAGAAUUUAUACUUUUGACUAUGGAUUUAGAAGCUGUGAAGAAUCGUAAUUGUGUGCUGGCAAAUGCACUGCUCCUUUUGAGCAAGAAACAUAACGUAAUCAUAACGCAAAAAUUUUUAGAACCAGGUCACACUCAGAUGGAGUGUGACUCGGUUCACAGUACUAUUGAGCGAAAACUCAAAAAUCGGGAAAUACAUUUGCCUAGUGAUUAUGUCACGAUUACUAAAGAGGCACGAAGCACUAACCCUUAUGAAGCAAUUAAUGUAGAUCAUGAAUUUGUUAAAGAUUAUGCCCGACCUGAAAAUAUGCUUUAUAAAAGUAUUCGACCAGGCCGCAAAGCUGGUGAUCCACAGGUUGUAGAUAUCAGAGUAAUAAAGUACAAUAUUAUGACAAUCGAAGUUAAACUGGGUUUUGACGAACAGUUGAUUCCUUUACCGCACAGACCUAGGUUACUAGCUUCGGAAGCAAUCUAUCCUCCACUACAUCCUAAUAAAAUUCCAAUUACUGUAACGAAGUACAACCACCUGCAACAACUAAAAGCAGUAUUACCUAAAGAUUGCCAUAAUUUUUAUGACACUUUGCCAUUUGUUUGA